UGUUUCUAAAUUAUUCAGCAUAUCAAAAACAAUAUUCACAACACACCCAAAAUACACCGCUGCUUUCCGCCAUAGUUUGUCCAAAUUGCCACUUUGCCAUGUGUCUGGAGAGCAAACCGGGCAACAGCAAAACGUUGUCGCUGAUCAAUCAAGGCUACCAAAUCCUGGCCGAAUACCAAUUGGUCGAGCAGGAGCAGCUUAGGGGCAUCUAUGCGAUACCCAGCUACUCCAGCUGUUUGCUGUGGUUCGGAGUGAUCUUCAUACACAGCGGCUGCUAUGCGGAGAGUGUGUUCCGUUUCUCCAUCCUGCUGCCGGAUCAGUUUCCCAAUGAGCGCACCCUGCCCACUGUUAUCUUUCAGCAGGAUAUAUUUCAUCCGCACAUUUGUCCAAUUUCGCAUAGUCUGGAUCUGAGGUGCUUGCUCAAGGAUUGGGUCAAGGAUGAGCAUCACAUUUGGCAUAUACUCAAGUAUAUUCAGGCCAUCUUUGCCGAUCCCGAGGGCAGCAUCAUCGGCAAUGGCGUUGCCAGACCUCUGACCGAGCUCAACAAUUUCAAGGCAUUCCAUUUGCUCAGUCAGAAUCGCAUCGAUUAUGUGUUGCGCGUGAGAAACAGCAUCCUGUGGAGUUGCAAGCACAUGUUCGAUAAGCCACCCAUCAAGGAUCCCCACUAUAUUGUCCUCGAACGGUAUUUGCCCCAUAAGCAUCUGGCUGUGAUGAAGAGCUCGCAUUCGCAGUGAGCCUAUAACUAUAUAUUAUAUUGCCACAAAUAAUUGUUAUCAUUACCAAGCAUAUUCGUUGCCAUUUUAUGUAUUAAAAUUCAAGUUCUGAUUUCA
Drosophila grimshawi is the source of this 830-nucleotide messenger RNA. Its product is annotated as protein crossbronx-like. The record is from RefSeq and is a predicted model, not a curated record. Bases 99 to 734 code for a protein of 211 amino acids. Lineage: Eukaryota; Metazoa; Arthropoda; Insecta; Diptera; Drosophilidae. The transcript has 2 exons.